This is a messenger RNA of Bipolaris oryzae ATCC 44560, 2811 nucleotides long. RefSeq lists its product as uncharacterized. Lineage: Eukaryota; Fungi; Ascomycota; Dothideomycetes; Pleosporales; Pleosporaceae. Gene Ontology annotation, biological process: DNA-templated transcription; regulation of DNA-templated transcription. The transcript has 5 exons. The record is from RefSeq and is a predicted model, not a curated record. Gene Ontology annotation, molecular function: DNA-binding transcription factor activity, RNA polymerase II-specific; DNA binding; zinc ion binding. Bases 1 to 2811 code for a protein of 936 amino acids.
AUGUCUGACUAUUCGGCGUCGCCAUCCGACCAUCAUAGUGAUAUCCACGCACCAAAACGCAAAGCUACCCAGGCAGGCCUCGAUGGUCACACCACCGGUCGUUCGGUCAAGAGGAGGGCUUCCAAGGCAUGUCAGUGUUGUCGAGCUCGCAAGGUGCGAUGCAAUGUCACAGAGCAUGGCGCUCCCUGCACAAACUGCAGACUAGAUGAAGUCGAAUGCAUUGUAUCGGAGAGCAGGCGCAAAAAGUCAGUGUCACCCUUUUUAGAGAUCGUCGGCUCCGAUAUGCAAUGUCGUACCGCAUAUGGCAUGUCAAGCCUGUGCAACAGUCGCGUGCAGCCAACAACUGCCGCUACGCCGUUUCUGACCUGUGCACGCCGUGCUGACUCCGGGAAUAGGAAAUGGAGCAAAGACGACGACCAAGGCACAGAAAGCACCACCUCUUCAGGAAAUGCCACUCGCAAAAUUGCGUCGCGUGACGCCCUAGACGGUUCCCAGGGACUAAACUCAGCCACAUCGCGAGCGUCACAUGAGGCGGAAUUAAGACGAGACGAGCACGUUCCUCACUCAAUAUCACUGACGCAUAUCCCAGACCAAAGCCAUGGCCAUCGUGUCAAUUCCUCUGCGUCCAUGUCGGAUAUGCGGCGCCGGCUUUCAAUCACCUCGCAGAUCAAUAGCCUACCAAAUCUACCAUUCUCGCCUUUUUCAAAUGAGCCUCGAGCUCCAUUCUUUGGAAGCCUACCGCAAAAGCCUGCGUCUGGCGAACUUCCAAGAUUUAUCAAGCCUCUUCCGUCUAAAAUCGGACCUGAUGAGAUUUCAUAUCUGGAGAAGAAAGGUGCCCUGAACGUGCCUAGGGGUACCCUGCGUAGCGAGAUGCUGCGCGCCUACGUGGAAUUUGUUCAUCCAUACAUGCCAUUACUGGACCUCCACGACUUCCUCAUGAUGGUAGACGGCCGAGACGAACGCAAGGGCAAAGUCAGUUUGAUCUUGUUUCAAGCAGUCAUGUUUGCAGGAUCGGCAUUUGUCGAUAUGGAACACCUGCGCGCUGCGGGCUAUACUUCUCGCAAGGAUGCCCGCAAGGACUUUUUCCAGAAGACUAGGAUUCUCUACGACUUUGAUUACGAAUCCGACCGCGUUUCGCUGGUCCAGGCACUGCUAUUGCUGACGUACUACUAUGAGACUCCUGAUGACCAGAAAGACACCUGGCAUUGGAUGGGCGUUGCGACGUCAAUUGCCCACACUAUCGGCUUACACCGAAACCCUGAUAACACUAACCUUGAUAGCAAGCGCGUCAAGCUCUGGAAGCGAAUAUGGUGGUCAACUUACAUGCGAGAUCGGCUUAUUGCGCUUGGCAUGCGUCGACCUACAAGGAUAAAGACUGAGGAUUUUGAUGUGCCAAUGCUUACUCUGGACGAUUUCGAGCUUUCACCUCUACCGGAUGAUGUUACAUGCCUUCCAGCGGAUUGUCGUAUUGCCAGAGAUGUGGAUGUGCAAAGACAGUUGGCCAUCCUGUGCAUUGAAAAGGCCAGGCUGUGUUUGUGCAUCUCGCAUGUUCUGUCCAAGCAAUACUGCGUGCUCAACAACAACCAGGGCCUUCAAAACGACCGCACAACCAUGAUGUUACUUCCCAAGAAGCUGGAUCCUGAGACGAGCGAAGUCAAAACAUGCGACGAGGAUCUCCAGAGAUGGGUGACAGAGCUGCCUGAAGAGGCAAAAUAUACAGACAAACCAAGUGGCGUUCCAGCUAUUGACCUUGCACGAUCACUGUUGCAUAUGGUCUUUUUUACUACAUUGUCCGCGCUGCAUCGGCCCCAAGUUCUACCAAACUCACAAGGCGGUCCAGCGAGCGCUCCAACGAAGAGCAACGUUGAACCCGAGCUCCUUGAUGUUUCACGCCGCAAUGUUCGCCGGGCGGCUUCAGCAAUCACAUCGAUUGCUCAGCGGCUUGAACAAGGUGGUCUCGUCAGGUAUCUGCCAACAACCGGUGUCACUGUUCUCCUUCCGGCCAUUAUCAUCCACUUGCUUGACAUCAAGGCGCCAGAAGAGGAAACACGACGAUCGUCCCUACGAGGCUUUUGCCAGUGCAUGGCCGUCAUGGGCCAGCUGCGGGAUAUCUAUGCCGCUGCCGACUACUCUGUGGCAUUCCUCGAGGCUGCAAUCCGGAAAGCGGGCAUCCACGUUGCCCCUGUACCCACCCAAGCUUCACCAGUAGCCAAGAGCGCGCCCGUAAGGACGGUCGAAGAACUCGUGGACGCCGGCCGACGACUAGAUCUCGUCAACGAAGCAUCAACAGCCAUCACAUCAGCAACGUCACAAACCGUCCGCCCCUCAACUCUCACACCACCUCCCGACCACGGCACCACAAACAUGCACGCUCUGGAAAAACACAACAACGAACCAAACGUAACUGACGAAGAAGUCGCCCGCCGCCUCGAAACCUUCCUCGCCUCCACACCCCCGGAUUCCGACCACGAGCACAUGUCUAGCAUCACUAUCUCGCAAGAAAGCCCCAUGGUAGCCGCCACAGCAGGCCUGUCUUCACACUCUCACCAUCACAGUCAUCACGGUAUGUCCGACAUGAACAAGUGGAGUGCCUUCGACCUCAGCGCCUUCUCAAACAUCAACCACCAUCAAGACGACGAGAUGCUCUUUUCAAGCUUACCUCUCAACAACGAAUUUGACGACGGUGACUUCGACAAGCUGCUCAACAUGGAAGCCGUGGGUGAAUCGUAUGACUUCAAUGAUGUGACGCUUGAUUCGGGUAAUGGAAACAUGGGGCUUGGUGAUGUCGACUGGCUUGUUGCCGCGGAAUGA